AUGGCAAUAGCUCUGAAGUUUCCUGGCCUGCACAAAACGAUCCGUAACUUUGUGAACACGGGCUUGUUGAAUGGAGAGGAUGGAUACGCGAAAGCAUCGAAAGCGCUAGAAAUGACCAAACUUAGGGCCAAGUACGGAAUUGGUCCAAUCAAAACCCGGAUUGGUGAGGCUCUUGAAAAUUUCACCCGUCCGGUAAAUUGGGUUCUCUGGGGCGAGUUGGCUAAAAUAGCCAUGGUUAUUAUCCCCGAAGAAGCCGAACUCGUAAUUCCUCUCCUUCGAGCUGCAGAAACACCACGCGUUCAUCUACUUCUGUACGCGGCACCGCAUCUCAUGUACUACGACUACCCAAUGCUUCCGGCGGGAUGGAAAGCUCCACUUUGGCCGCCAUUUGAACUGGGAAUUCUUGCUGGACGCCUUUACUUCAAUUUCUCGGAUUACGACGGGCUGCUGGAGAAAUUGUGCCCAGCUGGAUACGGUAAUGAUGACGACCAGUCGAGUUCAUUAGAUACUCAGAAUGUCCUUGCAUUUCUCAACGAGUGGCUUGCUCUUCGCCGUCAAGGACAGGAUAUCGCGCAUACACCCAUGGGAUAUAUUUGUCAUGACCGACAUCUCCGCAGUGGUCACCCGUUCUUCAUGCAGAGGACCAUCGACACAACAAGCGAGCAAGACCAGCAUCAUGUGGUGAAAGACAAGGGGGAGGAAGAUGGUGAUUAUGAGAGUGAAUACGAGAGCGAAGGAUGUGUGGAAACUGUUACUGAAGAUGUACUAUGA
Messenger RNA from Talaromyces atroroseus, 771 nucleotides. RefSeq lists its product as hypothetical. The transcript is spliced from 4 exons. The record is from RefSeq and is a predicted model, not a curated record. The coding region runs from base 1 to 771 and encodes 256 amino acids. NCBI's taxonomy places the organism in Eukaryota, Fungi, Ascomycota, Eurotiomycetes, Eurotiales, Trichocomaceae.